UGAGAUCCUCCGCCCUUUCUACGCUCUCUCCUUCGCAGCGCUUCCAGCUGUCAGACAGCCGCCGGUGUCGGACCUCAGGCCGGUGUCGUAGCCGCCAUCGCUACCGGAGAGCCUAAUGGCGGCGGUUUUCUGUUCUGCGACACCCUGGGACUGUACAAGCGAGGCCUGAUGUGUGCCAAUCGGGACUCCACGUCCUCUCCGGGGUUCCGGGCCCUUCUAGGCCGCUUCCUGCACGGCCUGCUCCAGUACCGUGUGUUCCAGCUGCUGGGGGCUGCCUGGUCUUAUCUAAUGGGACUAGCUGGAGCGUCCUUCCUUUCCAUUCUGCCCUCUGCCUGGUUGGUGCACCAAUCGGUUGGCCCCGAUGAGCUGCCCGAGAUGCUUGAAGCCCUUGGGCUGCGGUCAGGACCAUGGGAGGAGCUGGAAGAAUGUCUGGAAGAGCUGGGUCCUUGGAAGGAACUUCUUUCUCCUGCCAUGAAAUCAGAUCUGGAAAUCAUGAGUCCAUGGAAAGGGUAUGUUUCCUCCAGCAAGGAGCCGGAAUCCUGGGACACUGCUCUAGAAGAAUUGGGCACCUGGCACAGCAAAAUGCAGGCAUUGUGGGAGCCAGGGCUGAGCACCUGGAAAGAUCUUGUAGACCCUGACCAAGAAGAUGAUGAUUGUCAUAGUAAGUCCUCUGUCAACAAUUCCUCUUUCAGCUACCACAAAACCCAGAAAGAGAGUGGACAAUGUGAUGUAGAAGGUGAGAAGAAGCUACACUCAUCUUCUGUUGGGAUGGUGUCCUGUAUCUUUAACCCUGGGUCAGGUGGAGUGUUCACUUGGCUUGAUCUAGGAAGCGAACCCAAUCUUCAGAGCAAAGAAGUUCUUGAUGAAACCUCUAGUCAGAAGGAGUCCAAAGAUGAAAUUGAACAUAUCCGAAACAAGAGGCUUUGGUUCCUGCAGCAGAACCAGGGCCAAGAUGUCUCAACCACUGAGCUCAAGCAAGAAGAAUCGACACAACAUCAGCAAAAUGCUCUUCCAAAGUUAGAUUUGCCUGUAUCUGACUGGCAUGAUGGACAAGAUCAGAACAUAUGCCCUGACAGCUUGUCAUAUUUUGAUUUAGACCAGAGCAGUGCCAGGGAACCUCCAAGUACUGACCCUAAUUCCAGACCUUGUCAUGCUCUUUCCUUACUGGUUCCAAAGCCAUACAUUUUGGGGAACAUCCAGAAUAAAUAUCCACCCAGCCCAGAUCAGGACCAAGGAUAUCACAGUUUGGAGGAUUGGCAGUGUCUGGCUAUAAAACAGAACCUCGAGUCAGAGGGUAUUUCACCUCCUGAAAUCCAUGAACCAAUGUGGAAUAGUGAUGGUGCUCAUGUGCUUACAGAACUUUCAUGUUCUGUGGUGAAAGGUCUCAAAAAUGACCAGGACAGUGACACCAUGGACUCUGAUCUGGAGGAGGAAAUCCAUGCCCCCACUAUUCCUGUGUGCACAAAUAAACAUAUUGGCUAUAUUUUGGGUACAUUCGUGAGUGAUGAUGAGGAAGACCCUAGUUCCUCAUGUGAAGAUGAUGAUGAUUGGGAUAAGGAUGAUGAUCAUGACGACGACGAUGGAUUUGAUAGUGAAGGAUCACUAUCUGCCUCAGAAAGAGACAUUCCUGUCUCUGAGGAUGUUGUCCUGUUGAACUCUUUUUGUAGUGCCGAUCCUUACAAUCCACAGAACUUUACUGCUCGUUUACAAACUGGUCCUAUUGUGGAAGUGAAUUCCCACCUUGAGGACCAGGCAGCUGUCAUUUCUGAUGAUGAAGAAUCAUGGUUUGACAGUGAUGCAGUGUCAGACAGUGAUAGCGAGGAUGAAUUUAUUGCUGAUGAACAGGAAAACUUAAAAUUAUGGAAUGGGUUCCUCAAAUCUGAAGACCCCUACAACCCCUUAUUCUUUAAUGCCUCGGUACAAACAUCUGUGCGAAAAAGACAGAGCACCGAAGCUGCCACCAAACAUAUAGAGGUCAUUUGUAUGAGCUCCUCAAGUUGUGAAUUGACUGUAUCCUCUCACCCCAGUGAUUCUCCGCUCUCAAGAUUGAGAAAGGUGCACGGUGUGUCCAUGGAGGAAAGUGCCAAUGUUGGUCAUAAAAAGGUGACCUUCUUUGACAAAGUCACCGUAUACUAUAUCUGUAAUGAAGAAGAGCGCAAAGGUCACUGGGAGGAGUUUGCCCGAGACCGCUGCCGAUUCCAAAGGCGCAUCCAGGAAACAGAGUCUGUGAUUGGACGUUGCUUUACCCCUGACCACAGGCAUAGGAUGUGGAACCGAAUGCAUGAAAUAUGGGGCAGCUAGCCCCUCCUAAUUUUCUAGCGACAGACUCUUUGCAGAAGUUUUUAACUACCACAGUUACAGUUCUAUAUUCGCCACCUUUUUAUCCUACAGCAAGGGGGACUUGAACCCAGGGAAUAAAUUUUAUUGCAACCCUAGCUUUUAAUACAUGAUGAACUUUACAGCCCGCUUCUUCUUCUGCUCUCCUAUACCCUUGCUUAGCUUCAAGGUGCCAGAAUGACAUGAUGAGGCCAAUGCCACCAUUUUCAGAAUUCUGUCCAUGAAGAGUGCACUUUAGGUUUACGGACCAGAAUAUCCUACUCAUUCACACACAAUGCUGCUUCUCCUUUCGGACUACAUUUGUCUUGGUUUUCUGGGUGAAAUCUUGACGCUAGUUUCUUGAUCAGGUUUUCUUGCUUAUUUCAGCUAUUCGGUAACGAUGGUUCAGUAUUUGGCCACAGUUUCUCAGCAGGGACGAGCAGUGCAGAUGUCACUUGCUUCCUGUAAGCCUCUUUGCGUAAAACCACCUUCUGUAUAAAGAGAAACUAUCUACUGUAUUCAGACCUGAAUGCAAAAGAAAAGAGGACAAACCUGCUUUUAUUUGUUUGCAAUGCAAAUGUCUGUAGGAACUGUGGCUGAAAACAAGCGAGCCGCCAUAUAAUUACCAGAUUAUGUGGAGAUGUUACUCGUCUAUAUCGCAGCACCAGACACUAUAUAUUGUGGAGGGGCAAAAGAAAGUAGUAUCAAAAGGGACACCAAACAUCAGGCAGCUGUCAUGACCUAACCCACAAAAUGGUAUCAAAAAGGCAAAAAAACACGUCAAAUCAAUGAUCUUCUGACAAAUCUGAAGAGCAUCUUCUGCACCUCCUAUUUA
This is a messenger RNA of Bufo bufo (common toad), 3151 nucleotides long. RefSeq names its product protein phosphatase 1 regulatory subunit 15B (gene PPP1R15B). The record is from RefSeq and is a predicted model, not a curated record. Gene Ontology annotation, cellular component: protein phosphatase type 1 complex; endoplasmic reticulum. Bases 169 to 2301 code for a protein of 710 amino acids. Gene Ontology annotation, biological process: response to endoplasmic reticulum stress. Gene Ontology annotation, molecular function: protein phosphatase regulator activity. The transcript is spliced from 2 exons. Lineage: Eukaryota; Metazoa; Chordata; Amphibia; Anura; Bufonidae.